Messenger RNA from Acomys russatus (golden spiny mouse), 934 nucleotides. RefSeq names its product zinc finger DHHC-type palmitoyltransferase 21 (gene Zdhhc21). The coding region runs from base 96 to 893 and encodes 265 amino acids. The record is from RefSeq and is a predicted model, not a curated record. Gene Ontology annotation, biological process: protein targeting to membrane; peptidyl-L-cysteine S-palmitoylation. Gene Ontology annotation, molecular function: protein-cysteine S-palmitoyltransferase activity. Gene Ontology annotation, cellular component: Golgi apparatus; endoplasmic reticulum. NCBI's taxonomy places the organism in Eukaryota, Metazoa, Chordata, Mammalia, Rodentia, Muridae. The transcript has 7 exons.
CUUUCAUUGAGUACUUUUUCCAUGGUAGUAACUCUGCUUUCUUCUUUCUAGGACUGUCUUCCCUGUGGGUUGGCAGGCAGUUCUCGGACUGCAGAAUGGGCCUUCGGAUUCACUUUGUUGUUGACCCCCAUGGUUGGUGCUGCAUGGGUUUGAUUGUCUUUGUCUGGUUAUACAAUAUUGUUUUAAUUCCAAAAAUUGUCCUCUUUCCUCACUAUGAAGAAGGACAUAUUCCAGGCAUUUUAAUAAUAAUAUUCUAUGGCAUUUCCAUAUUUUGUCUGGUUGCCUUAGUGAGGGCCUCCUUAACUGACCCUGGAAGACUGCCUGAAAACCCCAAGAUCCCACAUGCAGAGCGGGAGCUGUGGGAGCUGUGCAACAAGUGUAAUUUGAUGAGGCCAAAGCGCUCCCAUCACUGCAGCCGCUGUGGCCACUGUGUAAGGAGGAUGGACCACCACUGUCCUUGGAUAAACAAUUGUGUGGGUGAAGACAACCAUUGGCUCUUUCUGCAGUUGUGCUUCUACACUGAGCUUCUUACUUGCUACGCACUGAUGUUUUCUUUCUGCCAUUAUUAUUAUUUUCUUCCACUAAAAAAGCGUAACUUGGACCUCUUUGUUGUUCGGCAUGAGCUGGCUAUCAUGAGACUAGCUGCCUUUAUGGGCAUUACUAUGUUAGUUGGAAUAACUGGACUCUUUUAUACACAACUGAUUGGCAUCAUCACAGAUACAACAUCUAUUGAAAAGAUGUCAAACUGUUGUGAAGAAAUAUCGCGGCCCCGAAAGCCAUGGCAGCAGACCUUCUCAGAAGUUUUUGGCACUCGUUGGAAGAUCCUGUGGUUCAUUCCUUUCAGGCAGAGGCAACCACUGCGAGUUCCCUACCACUUUGCCAAUCACGUCUAAACAGAUGGAUGGUGGGCACAGAUGGGUCCUCCAUGCUGGAA